GAUGCUCAGCUCACUCACGACCCUCCACAGAAACUAAUCACAAAGGCAUCACCAUGCCCUCUCUCCCCGAGACCUGCACAACAAGCAAACUCUUCCUCGUCUGUUUCACCCACCUCCUCUUAGCUCUCCUCUUCCUCAGCUCCUCCGGUGUUCACGGGGUGGCACUCAGACAGCACAGACUGCAGGGAAGUGAAUCAGACUCCCAGAGAGGAAAUGUCCACCAGGCUCCUAACGUUGACAUGCUCAAAGCCUUGGAGUACAUCGAGAGCCUCCGUCAGAGAACUGACACGGACUCCCAGCAGCACGACCCUCUCUCUGCGGGCUACGACGCCAGCCACGUGGACGAUGCUGAGAAGCUGCGUAUGAUGCUGAGACUGGCUUCUAACCCUGUGCAGAGUAAAGAUGAGGAUGAGGAAGAGGAGGGGAGGGAGGAUAAGAGUGAAGAGCUGCUCCAGGCAGUGCUCAGCACCCUCCAGCAGACGGAAAAGGCGUCAAAGCCAGAGUCACUUCGCCCCGGCGCCGAAGGAGAAGUCACGAGGGACGGCAUGUAUCCCAAGGUGCAGCAGAAGCAACACGGCAUCCUGCUCCACAAGAAGCUGCCGCUAAUGUUUGAGGAUGAGGAAGAGGGUGAGGGGGGUGAGGAAGAUGAAGAUGAGGGGCCAGAUCUGGAGCACGAGAGCCACUUCAAACGCACCAAUGAGAAUGUGGAGGAGAAGUACACGCCUCAGAAUCUGGCAACGCUGCAAUCUGUGUUUGACGAACUGGACAAGCUGACGAGCACGCAGACCGUGCAUAAACGCCAAGAUGAGGAGGACGACAUGGAGGAGGAUGAUGAUGAUGAUGAUGAUGAUGAGGAAGAGGACGACGAUAUGUUUAAUGUGAAGAAUGUGGCGUACGAUGACGUAGGCAGGGAUCUCGCGCUCGACUGGGGUCCGCUACGAGAACAGGAAGAGCAAGAAGAAGAAGAGGAAGAGGAGAGGGACAACAAACAUGAGGCAGACCGUGGGCUUGAUUAUGUUGACGACAAUGAUGAAGAAGACGAUGAGGACGAUGAAGACGAAGAUGAUGAAAGCUACCCAGUCAAGAGGUCAAAAGAUGCAGAUGAUGUCGCCAACCUGGUGGACUACUACCUCCUGAAAGUGCUGGAGAAAACCGAAGCAGAAGAGCAGAAGCGAGAGAUAGAGGAAGAGGAGGAAGAGGAGGAGAAGAAGAGGGCUGAGAGGAGAGUGGCUCAGACGCAGUACAGAGAUAAUAUCAUCCCACAAACCAUCUACGAGUUCAUUCAGAUCUCUCAGAAAUACCAGAUUCCACCUGAAGACCUGAUGGACAUGCUCAGAACCGGAGAAUUGACGAAUCAAGAGCGGUCACGAAAGGUAAACAAAUUAACCAGAGCACAAAACAAGCUCUCUCAGAUAUCCUCAAAGAAGAUACACAAGAUUCCUGAAGCUAAAUUCUACAGCAGACGCCUCCCUGACAGUCAGAAAUCCCCAGAGGAGCUGAGGACAGAAGAAAUCCUCAACAUCCUGGGGUUUGGGGCCACGGAGGACCGAGCUCCCGCCAGGAAGCAGAAGCAGUACAAAAGCCCGCUGUCACGACUUCACACUCUGCCUGUGGGGCGUCCGGGAGAAUCCACUCCCACGCAGCGGCGCCUUCCCGCCACAUUAAAGGACGACUAUGACAACACCAUGGACGAGGAUGAACUGGCGGCGUAUUUAGCGGCUCAGAUGCCGGCGCAGUAUCUGAACCCCGCGUAUGGAAAGGCGAGCCAAAAGCGGGACGAGGCUGGACAGAGCGUGACAGGCUCUUUUGAACAGGCCAUUCAGGAUUAUUUUGAUCACAUGGACUCAGAUAAAAGCCCAAAUGAAAAGAGACAGUCGGAGAGUGGCGAGAGGAGCGGGGGCACGCAAAUGCAAGGCUUUGAAAACGAGGCAGUGAUGAAACUGCUGAGCUACCUGAACCCAGAAACUGAAGACAGUGAUGGCAAAACUGUCUAAAGAAUAUAAA
Seriola dumerili (greater amberjack) is the source of this 2004-nucleotide messenger RNA. It is a transcript of the gene scg2a, whose product is annotated as secretogranin II. Lineage: Eukaryota; Metazoa; Chordata; Actinopteri; Carangiformes; Carangidae. The coding region runs from base 54 to 1994 and encodes 646 amino acids. The record is from RefSeq and is a predicted model, not a curated record. The transcript is spliced from 2 exons.